Trichoplusia ni (cabbage looper) is the source of this 4672-nucleotide messenger RNA. Its product is annotated as hyaluronidase-1-like. The record is from RefSeq and is a predicted model, not a curated record. Gene Ontology annotation, molecular function: hyalurononglucosaminidase activity. Bases 303 to 2378 code for a protein of 691 amino acids. Lineage: Eukaryota; Metazoa; Arthropoda; Insecta; Lepidoptera; Noctuidae. Gene Ontology annotation, biological process: hyaluronan catabolic process; carbohydrate metabolic process; defense response. The transcript is spliced from 7 exons.
UCGGUAUUACAAUAUAAAGUUCACGGAACGCACCGCUCUACCAAACUAUAGUCAACAAUCGACCUCUAUAGUAUUUUAUAUUGUCAUAAUCGACUCGCACGUGGUGUCGAGCGCGCGUCGGUCCCAUCACUAAACACGUCAAAAAUUGGCGCGAAACGUUAUUUUAUUUUUAAAGUAUUCUUUUCUUGAAUUUGAAAAUUGAACGUUGAGUUUUUUUGUUGUUGUUGUUUGUAAAAUGUUGAUUUAGUUUAAUGGAAAGGAGUUUUUAAAGGUUUUAGUGAUUAAAAGUGUUUUUAGUGAAAAUGAAAACUUUUUUGUUUAUUUUUUUGGCGGGCUACGCUGUGAGAUGCGAUGAUUCGAAUUACUACGUCGUCCAAAUGCCAGAACGAACCUCCACAAAGGAGUUCAAAGUAUACUGGAACGUGCCCACCAUGCAGUGCACAUCGAAGAAGAUUCCCUUCGACGACCUGGAUACCUACGGCAUCAUACAGAACACCGGGGACAGCUUCAGAGGGGACAAGAUCGCCAUACUGUAUGACCCGGGAGCAUUCCCCGCUUUGCUAGAGAACAGCACGACCGGGGAGAUUAAGUACAGAAAUGGUGGAGUGCCCCAAGAAGGGGAUCUGAUCGUACAUCUGAAUACAUUCCAGAAUGUUCUCGAACAGAGUGUGCCCGAUAGGAAUUUUAAUGGUAUAGGCAUCAUAGACUUCGAGUCAUGGCGGCCGGUGCUUCGGCAGAACUUCGGUACGCUGACGCCCUACAAGGACGUGUCGUACGAGAUUGAGAAGAAGAGGCACUGGUGGUGGAAGAAGCAGUGGAUUGAGGAAGAGGCGAAGCGUCGUUUCGAGAAGUCUGGCCGCGACUUCAUGCAGGCGACCAUAGCAUUAGCGAAGAAGAUGCGUCCGCUCGCGUUGUGGGGGUACUACGGGUUCCCGUACUGCUUCAACAUGGCGGACAACAACAGGCAGGAGGCGUGCGCUGAUAAAGUGCCGCAGGAGAAUAAUGCUAUAAGCUGGUUGUGGAAGGAGAGCACAGUGCUCCUGCCGUCGGUGUACAGCUCGUCAUCCAUGUCGGCGGGGCAGCUGGCCGCGCUCAUCCGGGGCCGCGUGCGCGAGGCCGCGCGGCUGCGCGCGCCGCGCACUCCCAUACUGCCCUACUUCUGGUACCGGUAUAGAGACGCCGGCUUCUUUAAUGAGACUGAAUUAAAAUUGGCUCUCAGCACGUUUUACAAAUCAAACGCCUCCGGCUUCAUAAUCUGGGGUAGCUCCAGUGACGUCAACACGGUCGCCAAAUGUAACAAUCUUAAAGAUUACGUCACAAACAUCUUAGGACCUGCUGUAGCCAAAUACACUAAACCCAUCGUGAGACAAGAUGAAGAAGUAGAAGAAACAUACAACCUUAUUUUUAACAAUGAAUCACAAUAUGAUCCAGAAUACACUUGGAUCCCACCAGUGAAUUACACGCAAAAUAUAGAACAUAUGGUUACUCAAGAACUAAAAGAUAAAAAUGAAACCACGGUUCUAGAUACAGACACAGAGAGUAUUCUAGUUGAUAUGAUUUUAAAUAAGAUUGCUAAUUAUUGCGUCGAUGGCUGUGAUAAGCAUAAAGUGAACAAGACUGUUACGGGUGAUAAUAGUACUACUAGUGAAGCUCCUGUUGCGCUGGUUACUGAAGAUCCUUUCAAAAAUGUUACUAAAGUCGUAGUUACUGAACCAACCACAACAGAUGAAGAAAUGUAUGAAUACGAUACGACAGGUGACGGCACUGGAAAAGACUUCUAUGAUGGUAACGACUACGGUGAAACCAGCUCUAUACGUACAGAAGGAACUAGCACUACACAAACAACAGAGAGUAGUACCACAAGUGUAAAUACAGAAGAUACUAGUACUACUCCUAAAGAAGAAGAAAAAACAACUCUUAGUAUUAGUGCAGAAGAAAGCAGUACUUAUGGUACAAAUACACCAGAACCCAGUACUUAUACUGAGAGUACAAAAGGUACUUCUACAUUAGAAGUUAGUACAAUAGAGCUUAAUAACGAUACCACAAGUACAACUGAAAAUAAUUUAGACAAUACAAGUACUGAUCAAAGUAGUACUAUAGAUGAUAACGUUACACGAAGUACAGUAGAAUCUAGUACUACACAAAGUACGGAAGACUACAAAACUGAAAGUACUAGUCUAAGAGCAGAUGAUAGUAUAACGAGUACAAUUGAAGCAGUCAGCUCGAAUACAGAAGAAUCUAGUACAAUUUAUCCUACGUUAGGAGCGGAGAUCUCGACAGAUGUCACUAAUAGUAUUGAUAGUACCAAGGGUACUAAUGGUGAUGGUACGACCGUGGCGCCGGUGCUAACUGAACAGGUUGUUGUUUCCGUUGUUUAAGGUUUGUUAACUGUUGUUUUAAUUUUAUGUUUUCGACAACUAUCUACUAAAAUAUUUGGAAAAAUAACUAGAUCUAUUCAAGAAAGAAAUCAGUUAGAAUUUGAUACUGUAGAUGCCCUGUUUGGUAUUGCUUAGAGGAUUAUAGAGACCAGUAGGCGUUUGAGAGAGUCACUAAGCAAAGUAUUGUGUUUUGAUGCGGUCGUAAAAAUGAAUGGCCAAUCAUUAGUAUUCCUAUUUUAUAUCAUCUCUAUGCCGAAGUUCAUGCAUUUACUACUCAAGCCCAAUGAGUCUGUCUCAUUAGUAGAUAGUUGUUACUAAUAAAAGAUUUACUAAUUUUGUUAAUUUAAUUGAUUUUGUUUCACCAUUUAAUCCUGCAUUUUGUUGUACUUAAUUUGCUUGUAUUGUUACUUAUUUUUAUUUAUUAAGUUUUGUGCUGUAAUAACAUCUAAUUUAGCACUUUUUGUAACAGCAUUCUUUAAAUUUAUUGUUGUUUUUACUAUUAAUUGUACUAAUAUGCUUAGAAUAAGGUCGAAAAGAUAUUUUUUUUAAAUAAUAGAAAGUAAUUUUGAGAAAAGAUAAGGUUAUUUUAGUUAGCAUUUAAACAUGAUAUUAUAAUCACUAUUGCACGUCUGUCACAAUUCCAGUGUUAAGUAAAUGGAGAAAAUCAGAUCACUACAUCAGUGAAUAUCGCAUCAGUGUAUUUUUUUGACAAUUUUAAAUACUGAAUUCAUAGUAUUUGUCGUAUUUUACGGGAUCAUCUGGUAACUUAAUUUCAGUCUCAACAUGAGCUUCACAUUCUUUAAUCAGCACUUGCCAUAUUUUCGAUCUUAUUCCCACUAACAUAAAGAUUACUAUCUUUACUAACUACUGGCACUUACGUACUGUCUGCAACUAACUCUACUCGUUCUAACACUCCUUCAUCUUCGCUUGCUGUUGUCUCGUUAUCUACAACUGUGUUUAUGUCUAGGUGUUGGGGUCUGUCUCCAGAGCUAUCACCAGUAAGCCGAUUGCGUGUUCCUUGUUCUAUUUCUACUCCAUCACCAAAUGUCUGUGCGUUUUGUUUGGGAAUUGUUGAGGUGGCGGCUAAUGACUGACGUUUUUCAACUGAUUAUGAUGAUGAAUUUGAACAUGUGUCGUUAAAUUGUCAAACUCCUUGUUUGAAUACCUAUUGAAUUUUGAGGAAUGUAAAAAAAUAUUUAAAAAACCGUAAAUACUUUAAGAAAAAAUUACGUUAUGUGUCAAAUUAAGCCUUAUGUUGGUUUUAGAGCUCUUGGUUCAAAAAACUAUUUUUAACCGAUGUUAAACGUAUUCGACGGCAUCAAAGAAAAUUUACUUUAGAGUCCGGGCACUGGUGUUGUCCACUGGCAGUAUUGCAAUAGGUGCAAUAGGUAUUUAAACAGAUCAUUAGCGACAAGAAUAAUAUUCCUAAAAUAAUUUAACGAAGCAGGUUUUCACAAUCGGGAGUGUAAAGUGUACGAUCUGUGAAGAAAAAAAAAAUUUCACUUCUUACGGUAAUCAAAUUAAUCUCUACACAUUUUUUAUUGUUUUAAAAGAACUCCCGUAUAAGGAAUUUAAUCAUUGUGCCUUGGGGGGUUCAGAUGCUCAGAAUAAAGCCGGAAACCCGCGACACGUCGCGCACUGUAGGUUCAACCACUCGGUUAUUCAUGCAGUCCACCUUUUUCGCAGUAAAUUUAUUGACCUAAAUAAAUUGAAGAUUUUUUAUAAUAGAGACUUAAAAACUGAGACGUAAACAGUCUGUCGUCUAUUCGCUAGACAAAGUGAUAUGUCUCUAGCUCUUAACCUUGACCGAAUCGUUCCAACAUAUGGAAAUGAAGUAUGGAAAUGUUUUUUCCAGGCAGUUGAGCGAUUUGUAUCACAGUUAUCGCUUGCCUUGUCUGGAAGCCAGUUUAUUCUGUGACAUUUAUGUUAUUGUAUCUAUAAAAUAAAUUUCUUUAAUACAUGUCUUCUUACUAUCACCAUUUUGUGUCAGCGUUCAUUUUAACUAACUUAACUAAACAGGUUAAUCUCUCGACUAAAUGACAUUUUGAAAUAAAAAAGCAAAAUCAAAUUUAGUCAAUCCGUUUGAGAGCUACGAUGGCGCAGACAAUCACACGAAGCCCACUUGUGCCCAUCGUAUGUGCUAUUUCUUCUAUAUAAAUAAAGCGUCAGUCGUUAGCUGUGUACAUUUGUGACUAAUCAUUUUAUCUGUGAUAUGUUUUAGUAUAAUUUUGUUAUAUUUUUUGUGAAUAUUGUCAAUCUUGUCAUUGAUAAGAAUAUAGAUAUAUUUUAUGAAA